CACUGUCGUGGACACUCACAAAGAAUUCACAUUUUUCAGCGCGGACGCAAGCGUCGGUCAUAACAUUUUUUUUUAUUGACUAGUGAUGUGACAAUGUCGAGUGAGAGCAGCUCAAGUAAGCAAUUCGGUUUGUACAGGACGAUAGAUGCAAGGACAGAGGAAUUUCUCAAGUUGUCAAGGAAACGGCAGAUGCGGCAAGGAUGCCUCUGUGCAGCCAUAUCGACUGCUAUUACGGUUACUGUAGUCAUUAUAGUUCUACUUAUCUACGAGAAUCUGAUUAUAGUAGAAUCUAAUGCAGUACAAAAUCUCAAGUCUAAAUAUAAGCUUGUUAAAGAUCAACCAAUUGCUGACAGACUUGAUAGGAGCUAUUUCGGCUUUGAUCAAGAUUACUUUGAGAGAAUGCCAUUACUUGUUAAUGCUUUGCAAGAAAAUAGUUAUAUAGAUCCAACAGCAGAAACCUCUGUUCCUGCGACCAUUAUGAGGAAGAAGCAACGCUCUCAAACCCUUAGCCAAAUUACAAGAUCACAAACAAUGUACAAAUCAGUACGAAAAACAACACCUAAACCAUUUUCGUACGAAUACAGAAGUCCUAACCCGACACCGUUCAGUAAGAAUUUUAAUUCCAGGAGUUGGGUGGAAAGUUACCGCAACGCUCAAAGAUUAAAAAAUCUUAAUCAAGUCAUAAAGUAUCUUGAAAAAACUUUAAAUGCCAAGUUUGGGGAUGUCAGCGAACCGUCAACCGCUCAAAUAGCAUUUUCUGGUGUUUAUGUUGCACCAAUUGAAAAGAAGAAAUCUACACACCAAGAUAAUAUUAGUUAUGAAGCACAAGGGUCUAGGAAAGUUGAAUAUCAAUCUAAUCAUGUUUCGGAUCCAUUAUUUGUAUUUAAACCAGAUAGUCCAGGCGAUAUAAAUUUACUAGCAGAAGGCUACAGGUUCUCACCUUUACUGACAUCACACCAGACAAGUAAUAAAUACAGACCAAUGUUUAGACCCGUAACUCAACACAAAAGAAAAUGUUUAGGAGUUACUUGUAAUAAAAUGUCUGAUUCUCAAAAUGUCGAUGCAAUUGAUUUUACUGGAAUUCAUGCGAACAAAUAUGAUAAACCAAGAGCAUUCGGGGUAAUGCUCGAUUUGUAUCCUAUAAAAUCAACAAGUUCAUACGAAGACUUAGAUCCUAAAAGCACUUCGGCUAUAGAUCACAUUUAUAUUACGACGUCAAGGCCGCAAUUUCAGUUUAAAAAGAAAUCAAACAAUUCAAAGGAUAGAAGAACGUCAUUCAAGCCUAGAAGACCCAAAAUUUUAGCAAAUAGAAAUAUAGAAUUAACAACAACACAAGCACCAAAUUUUGAGACUACAAAAGUGCCACAACAAAGAGUUGUGCAUUUCAAUGUAUAUUCUGUAAGAACAAACCCUUCAUAUCCAAAUGAGCAAAACAUAUAUACAAGUACAAGUACAAGCACAACUACGACUCCCCAAAUACCAUACGAACCAUAUUAUGACCACAAUUUAUACGACGUACAACUGCCUGUUUUAAAUACAUCUUUUGUUGAAGAUUAUCACGCAGGAAGUUCGGGCGUAAUACCGGUUGAAUACACUCCUCCUCCUCCUGUUUACCAAUAUACAACACCUACAAUACCACAGUUUGAUUCAACGUAUUCAUCUACAGAAUCAUAUGUAACUAAUCCCCCAGAAAUUUUCAAAUUUAGUCCCGAAGAUGCUAAAGUGCCAGACGAAUAUUUGAAUUUGAAUAUGCGGAAAUCAGACAUAAGUAUGAUGAGUGAAUCAGAUAUAGAAACGAGAAAUGGCGAAGAUUACACAAAAGCAUACACCGAAUCUGACAACGAUAGUACACAGCUAAUAGAUGAUAAUGAGGAUUCCAAAAUGCUAGUUAUUAAACUAAAGAAUGUUUUACAAACAACAACAGACGCACCAGUCACGGAAUUCUAUACAGAUACCACGACAGAGAUUCAACCUACAGAAACAACUGAAAAAGAAGAAGACACUUACGUACCAACAAUAAACGGACACUACAGGAGUAUGAAACGCAAAACAUUAAACAUAUUGUUUAAUGAGAAUUCAGAAAAAUACAGGAAGAAAAGGCUUGAAACGUCGAUCAGUUUUCAACGGUCAACUUAUGUUCCUAUGUAUGUAGAAAUAAAAAGGAAUCGAACUAAUACAUCUAUUGAAAAUGACUAAACGUGCUUUACUGUAUAUUUCUUUACCCACCGAAUUUUUUUACAAACUAACACUUUCGUGCUUAAUAAUUUCAUAGUUGGAUUUGUUGCAACGUUACCUUAAUUUAGCUAAAAUGCAUUUUUUAUUUAUACUGUGAUCCUGUAACAGCUUUU
Colias croceus (clouded yellow) is the source of this 2348-nucleotide messenger RNA. RefSeq lists its product as uncharacterized. The coding region runs from base 94 to 2196 and encodes 700 amino acids. The transcript is spliced from 2 exons. The record is from RefSeq and is a predicted model, not a curated record. NCBI's taxonomy places the organism in Eukaryota, Metazoa, Arthropoda, Insecta, Lepidoptera, Pieridae.